This is a messenger RNA of Anastrepha obliqua, 3306 nucleotides long. It is a transcript of the gene Hip14, whose product is annotated as palmitoyltransferase Hip14. Gene Ontology annotation, biological process: protein palmitoylation. Gene Ontology annotation, molecular function: protein binding; palmitoyltransferase activity. Gene Ontology annotation, cellular component: Golgi membrane. The coding region runs from base 289 to 2232 and encodes 647 amino acids. Lineage: Eukaryota; Metazoa; Arthropoda; Insecta; Diptera; Tephritidae. The transcript has 4 exons. The record is from RefSeq and is a predicted model, not a curated record.
CAAGAUUUAUCUAUUGGUAGAUUGAAUUUACGUAGUUAAAUGGAUCUCUUUUAAAACUCAAUAAAUAUUUACAAAGGUUGUUUGUAAAAGCAGCCAUAAAUUGUAUUUAAAUGCUGGAUUGGGUGCACCGUCACUCAUACCAAAGCAUUAUUGCGUUUAAUGAUAGCAGCAGCGGCAGCAAGCUGAUUCAUAUUUAAGGACCCCACUGGUUAGCUCAACGAAAAUAAUUGAAAUAGUAUAGUUGGAGCAGAUCUAUUUCUUUCAAGGUACCAUCGAUAGCUAAGCAUCAUGUAUCAGAGCGCCUGCAAUGUCGCUACGACUGGCUCGUGUACGCCUGGUACUGAAAAUGAUCGCGAGACAGAGCGUCAAGCUGCGCUUAUGUCCCAACAGCCGCCGACAGCACCAGUUGAGCCCGAUUACAGUGGAUUCGAUAUUGUCAAAGCAACACAGUAUGGCGCUAUAGCGCGCGUACGUGAGCUUAUCGAGUCUGGUUGGGAUGUUAAUCAGCCCGAUAGCGAAACUGUAACAUUGCUACAUUGGGCAGCUAUCAAUAAUAGGCGUGAUAUAAUACGAUAUUUUCUGGAAAAGGGCGCUACUGUUGAUGCAAUAGGUGGUGAAUUGAAUGCUACACCCUUACAUUGGGCCACACGGCAAGGACAUCUUGCAUCUGUAGUGCUGCUUAUGAAUGCUGGCGCUGACCCGCGAAUACGAGAUGCCGAGGGAUGCUCCUGUAUACAUAUUGCAGCGCAAUUCGCACACACAGCGCUGGUAGCAUACUUCAUAGCAAAAGGUGUGGAUCCAGAUUUACAGGAUCGUGGUGGAAUGACCGCCCUUAUGUGGGCCGCAUGGAAAGUCUGCGCAUUAGAUCCCGUACGUUUAUUGCUCACACUUGGCGCAAAUCCCGCCAUGGUUGAUUACACACACGGCAACACAGCAUUACAUUGGGCAAUACUUGCACGUAACGCUACUGCCAUCUCGACACUGGUCCUCAAAUCACGCGCCUCUCUCGACGUUCCUAACCUGCGCGGCGAAACGCCUCUAACGAUGCUAGAAACUCAGGCUGGAGCCAUAUGGAUCGGAGCCAAAGUAUUAGAUCGCGUACGUGAAGCUUCACACAAAUCACAACCGCAACGUUCAUUGAUAUCACGACUGCGACAUGAUAAACGUCUACGUUGGUGGGCAAUGGUAGCAUGCCCCUUCACCGCUUUUUAUUUGGCCGGUGUAGUUUUUACUCUGAACACUAUAUAUAUUAUUAAAUUCUUCCUACUUGGCUGCCUGUACGCCAUCUUCCAUACGCUCGGCAAAGCGUUAUUCGAUGACCAUUUACUGGCGCUAUUGCCACUAAGUGUAUAUCUGGCGACGAAGGCCUGGUUCUAUGUAACAUGGAUAGUAUAUAUUGUGGAUGCGGUGUCGUUUGCCGAAACAUUGGUUUUUCUAGCCUGUUCUGCAGCACUUUGGUUGUGCUUCAUUAAGUCGUGGAAGGGAGAUCCAGGAAUCAUACGACCAACGCAAGAGCAACGAUUUAAAACGAUUGUCGAAUUAUCGGAACGUGGCGGCAUCGGUUUCGAACCUUCGUCCUUCUGCUCCGGCUGUUUGGUGCGUCGGCCCAUACGUUCGAAACAUUGCAGUGUUUGUGAUCGGUGUGUAGCACGCUUCGAUCAUCAUUGCCCCUGGGUGGGCAAUUGUAUCGGUCUCAAGAAUCACGCAUACUUCAUGGGUUUUCUAUGGAUGCUACUCAUCAUGUGCAGUUGGAUGUUAUACGGUGGCGCCUGUUAUUACAUCUAUCAGUGUAAUGUGCAUUUUACUUUCAUGCCGUUGACGGAUUUUGAAAAAGCAAUCAGUGACAUAGCUAAUUGCAAUGCCUGGGUUGGUUGGGUGAUGGCCAAUGCAAUGCUACAUCUCUCCUGGGUUGUACUACUAACAAUUUGUCAGACAUAUCAAGUUGUAUGCUUAGGGAUGACCACUAAUGAGCGCAUGAAUCGUGGACGAUAUCGACAUUUUCAAGCGAAAGAUGGACAAAGUCCUUUCACACGUGGCCCAUUCAACAAUUUAGUCGAUUUCUUGGAGUGCACUUUUUUUGGUAUGAUGAAACCGCGACGCAUCGAUUGGAUGAACUACUACGACAUGGAUAUGCAGAUAGGACGUACAACGGUGGAGCAAGAGCCUUUGUUGAGAGGCAAUGCCGAUGGCGAAGGCGGUGGCACGGAGUUGGCGCACUAUCAGUAUGUGUAGGAUAAGUCGAAUCGGGAUGCGGAGACGCGCAAUGCACCCAUAGCAAAUGUGUAGGCAGAAAAGCAGACAUAGCAGGGCCGCAAAGGUAUACAAUCAAGGGCAUAUUUUUCCAAGUGCAUUAUUCAAAACAAAACAUAGUAGGUGGUAUUUACGGAAGAAGUGAUUAGAGGUAGUGGGGUUUGUAAGGUAUGUACGCUGUAGAAUGGUGUUGAUCGAGGUUUUCCGGAAUUUGAUAUAAUGGGUACUAAUAAAUGGGAACGAAUGAAUUCUUGUAAUAGCCUAUAACAUUCUCCAACAAUUUUCUGCAAUGGCAAUACUAAUUGGCAAAUUAAUUUGGAUUCAAUUGUAACAACACCAGAACAGCGCCAUUUUAAAACUUUGCACGUUUGACAGUUGUACAGAGUUUUUAACUGCCUACAAGGAGACACUAUCUGUGUUUAGAUAAAGGGAAUAUAGUAAGCGAGAAAGAGCAUUUGCUAUACGCAUUAGAAUUUUACUGUAUUAUAUGUAAACCUAAUUAUUUUAAUUCAUAAGGUGAAGCUUAAGUGAAAAUAGGUGAACAAAGCUAAAAUUAAUUUUAUUUUAAUGUGCAUCGUGUUUAGUAAUAAUUAAUUUACCAUAACUAUAGUUGUUAUUAGUAUAUACGCUAUUGAUUUAAAUAGAUUGCUAAUCCGAGAAGUUUUAGAUAACAAUCUAUCGCAGCCCAAAAUUGGUUAUUUGUACGCAAAAUACACGUAUAGGUUAGCAUACCAGUAGGCUUUGCUAGUUUAGGUUAGAGUGGUUUAUUACUUCAGACAUACAAAUGUGUUCUCCUGUAUUCUCGUUUGAAAUAUUUAGCAAACACUUAAAGUUACGUCGAGAACAAAAGCAAAUUCGCAUAAAUAUUUAUGCAUGGAAAAAUGUAGUGCAUUUGCUGAUUGGGUAGCCGUAUGUGUGUGGUCAACGUAAACCGAUUCAUGUUAGUAUGAAGAUAUCGUGCAUUGUAGGAAGAAUGCAUUGGAAAUUACAUAAGAAACAUAGUGAACAAUUUGUUAUAAAAAUAUGUAUUUUUUUCUAAAACUUCUUGGUGUCAUA